AUGUCGAUCCCAUGUCGAACCCUCGCACGUCCCGCGCUACCGUUCCUCCGAACUGCGACGAGGACGACGGCACAGCCCUCAUCCAUCUUCCUCGCUAGGUCCGUCGCCGUCUCCGCCACUCCGCGCUCCGUCGCCGUCGGCCGCAUCGCCAGCGCAGCUCUCCCGCGACGAUGGUACUCUGCCGACAGCGGGGAGUGGAAGUCGUACAGCUUCGACGAGGUGACGGAGCAGAUUAAGCGGAAUGACGAGAUCGCCAAGGGUGGGAAGGGGCAAGAGGUUAUAUUUGUUGAUGUCCGCGAACCCCAUGAACUACAGGAGACCGGCAGAAUCCCAGGUGCCAUCAACAUCCCCAUCGACAGCGCCAUGAAGAGCUUCCACAUCUCAGACGAAGAAUUCCUCAACACAUUCGGGUACGACCGCCCCCCGCGCGACGCCCACCUGCUCUUCUACUGCAAGGCCGGCGUGAGGGCCAAGACGGCCCUGGCCCUCGCCCAGCAUGCCGGGUGGAAGAAUGUGGCUGAUUACCCCGGCUCGUGGCUCGAUUGGGACAGGAACAAUGGCGAGAGGGAAGUUCAGAGAGGGAAUUCCCAGUGGGAUAGGUUGACGGGCAAGAACUGA
Molecule: messenger RNA, 618 nt
Organism: Geosmithia morbida
Lineage: Eukaryota; Fungi; Ascomycota; Sordariomycetes; Hypocreales; Bionectriaceae
Product: RHOD protein
Exons: 2
Coding region: 1-618 (205 amino acids)
Cellular component (GO): mitochondrion
Molecular function (GO): thiosulfate-cyanide sulfurtransferase activity
Source: RefSeq, a predicted model, not a curated record